AGAGAGGCGGUGAGCUGCAGGUAGCCGCCGCCGCCGCCGCCGCCGCCACCUGCACCGCCGCCGCCAUGUCCCUCUGACCUCCACGCCUGUCAGAGCCGCCCCCACCCACGCGGCAUGAAACUCAAGCUACUCACACAAGGGCUGGCGGGAGGCGUGGGUCCCGCCGCUGACACGUGCGCCGUGAUGAAGGACGGCGGCGACACCGACAAGGACCCCGGCAGCGCUGCCCUCGUCCACAAGACAGGCGGGGCGGACCUAGGCCUUGGCCUGGGCCCCGCCCGCCACCUAGGGGGUUCCCACCAUCCUCUUGGAGGCGGAGGCGGGACUCUGCCGGGCUUUCCGCCCCUCCACCAUCCCCUCCAGCUGGCGGCGCUGUCCUCGCAACAGCAAGCCGCCGCAGCCGCUGCCGGCAUGCUGUACCCGUCCCUGCUGGGGCCCAACCUGAGCCCCGCCACCUUGAUGGCGUCCCUGGCCGCCGCCCGCUCCGGCCACCAGCUACUUGGCCACCCUCCCUCAGGAACUCCGCAGGUGAUGCCGCCCACCUCGGCCACCCUGGCCAGCAUACACGCCACCCUAGCCGCAGCCGACUCAGCCCGCCAGAGGGACUUGCUGGCCACCCUGUCCAAACUGGCCAGCAGUUCCGGCGGUGCUUACUUGCCGCAUCUCGACUCACCCGUCAAGCCAGACUCCUCGGCAUUGGAGCCUCCGCGCCGCGGCUCCUCCCGCUCCUCGGCCACCUACUCGUCCUCCAGUGGUCCCGGAGCGUCGCCCUCUGUGGCGCCGCCCCUCACGCAUCCCAAUAUGGCGGGAGCCACCACCGGCGGCGUGGGGUCAGAGACACCCUCACCCACUGCGGGUUCGUCGCCGCCCGGCACCAACGGCCGCUUGGACCCCUACACCAACACCACGCCCACCCGCAAAGCUGCCGCCGCCCGACCUGAUCGCGUGUUCACCUGCAAGAUCUGCAACCGAAGCUUCGGGUACAAGCACGUGCUGCAGAACCACGAGCGAACCCAUACUGGGGAGAAGCCGUUUGAAUGCAAGGAGUGCCACAAGCGGUUCACGCGCGAUCACCACCUCAAGACCCACAUGCGGCUGCACACGGGCGAGAAGCCCUACCAUUGCACGCACUGCGACAGGCAGUUCGUGCAGGUGGCCAAUCUGCGGCGACACCUGCGGGUGCACACUGGCGAGCGCCCCUACUCCUGCGACCUAUGCUCCUCCAGGUUCUCGGACUCCAACCAGCUCAAGGCCCACGUGCUCAUCCACAAGGGCGAGAAGCCGUUUGAGUGCGGACGGUGUUCUGGCCGCUACCGCCGGCGCCACCACCUCAUGCACCACAAGUGUCCCAACGACAGCGAGGCCGACCCGCGGCGCCGCGAGACUCAGUACGGCGAGACCACCUUCCCCGAAGCAGACACCUUCUCGCUGGGCCCUGACGAGGAUGACGAGGACGACUUCACCGAGGAGGACCUGCCACCGCCGGCCACGCUGCUGGAAGAGGAGCCGCUGCAGCUUGAGAAGCGGCGGGAACGGAAGAGUCGAGAUCCGCGACGAGUGAUCAACCAGACCCUGGGUGGUGGGCGGCUGCUGGACCCCACCCACUUGCUGCGGGGCUUACACGCCGCCCUGCCCGAGCAGACCGAGCCAGAGGACCUCAGUCUGUCCGGCUCACGCAGCCGUAACAGAAAUUACUCGGGCAUGUCGGCCGUGUCCAGCGUCUCGGGUCCCGCCAGCAGUGAGCUGGACUACCCGCGUGACGCGACGCGGCACCAGGAUGGCGGUGACGCAGACGACGGCAGGUUUCCCCGACACAGCGACGACGAGGACCCCAUGCCCUCCCAGGCGUGAGGCCCCGCGCCCCGCGGCCCCAGCGUCACCACACAACGACUCCGGUGCUGAGCAGUGAGUCCCGGCCCCACCUCGCCCCACCUCGCUAUGGGCACCCCCGCCCGUCCGCACAACGCACCGCCAGGGUGCUGCGUGCCGCCCCGCCCGUGCCCGGCGCUACUUGUUGGAGUUAAUAGAAUUUUAUAUAUAUGGUGCCGGACAUGAGCCCGACCCUGCCCUCCGCCCUCCUCUCCCUCUCCCUCCUCCCUCACCAUCACCAUCACCAUCACUCACGGCCGCUGCUAAUCUCACUAUUCGCUAAUGACGGCCAGGCGCUCCCCUCCCUCGCAGGCCCCACUAGCCCCGCAGGCCACUAUGCCAAUGAGAAGCAGGGCGCCCCGACACCUGCAGACCCGGCAGCCACGGGUGCCCACCGCCACUAUUUCCUCCCCGCCUCGCCCCAGGCAGCGGCCUUCACCCAGGGCCAUUAAUCUUGCUUCUGCCUUCGCCUCGCCGGCUGUAAGCAGUGGCGCGGCCAAGAUUUGCACGGCGACUUUCUCUUCCCUUCCUCCUCCCUCCCCCCCCAUACUCACCACUCACCCACCUACCAGUACUCACACAACAACACUGAACUGCCUU
Molecule: messenger RNA, 2469 nt
Organism: Portunus trituberculatus (swimming crab)
Lineage: Eukaryota; Metazoa; Arthropoda; Malacostraca; Decapoda; Portunidae
Product: protein krueppel-like
Exons: 2
Coding region: 115-1851 (578 amino acids)
Biological process (GO): regulation of transcription by RNA polymerase II
Molecular function (GO): RNA polymerase II cis-regulatory region sequence-specific DNA binding; DNA-binding transcription factor activity
Source: RefSeq, a predicted model, not a curated record